AUGCAGUCUAAUCCUACAAAUCUCAAAGAGUUUUCAUCUUAUCUUCGCUCCUCCUCUCUCCAUCUGGAUAUCCUUUGCUUGCAAGAGGUAUCUCAUUUCCGCUCUCAAUCUACUCUCACUGAAUCUCAAGUCCGUUCCUUUUCUUUUGCUUUUCCUAAUUGUUCUCUCGUUGUGUCCAAGCACUGUGCUAUUAUAUGUCUCAAUUCUCGUUAUUCUUUGGUGGAUACGGAGGUAUUGUUGGAUGAACGUUGUCUUGUUGCAUCUGUCGUAGAUGCCUCAAGCAAUGUUUUGUGCAAAGUGGCCAACGUCUAUGGUCCAGCGCAGUCUUCUGACCGUCCUUCAUUUAUCUCUGAUUUUCUCUCUCUUUCUGUUUGGUCUGAUGUGUUCAACACACCUUGGAUGGUUAUGGGUGAUUUCAACAUUCACUUGCACUCUUUGUCUACUUCUCGUCAAGCCGAUGUCGCUCCUUUUGUUCACUGGUUGCGUACUCACUUUGUCAAUUGUCAUCCGGAUGGUUUAGCCACGUUUCCAAAGAGCAAUACUUGUAUUGAUUACAUCUUUGGUCACUCUUCUCUUGCUCCUCGUUUGACUAAUAGUCAGUUACUAUAUAUGCCUAGUAGGUGGACGGAUCACUCUCUUUUGACUGUUGAAAUGUUACCUGCGACAGCUAGUAUUGGUCCUGGUAGUUGGCGGUUCAAUCCAACUCUGCUUGAUGAUAAGGAAUUUGUUGCGUUGUUGAAUGCCACGGUGUCAUUGUUCUUCUCUGGUGCUGUUGGUGGUGGGUCUAAGGGUGUCAAUACUAGUCAAGGUAGUAGUGGUGACUCUGAAAGCACGGUGGCUAGAUGGGAAUCCUUCAAGUUGUUACUAAAGUGCUGUGCACAAAAGUACACUAGAAGCAUGAAAGCACGAUUCAAGAACAAAGUUUUUACGCUUCAACUGGAACGUAUUAGGGCUUUGUCGACGUCUGUAUCGGGUGUUGAGACUAGGAAUGCUAUUGGUCAAACUGAUAGAGUGUCUACUGCUUCAGGUGAUGCUGAACAGCAGGUCAGGCAACUAGAAGUUUUGAUUGAGGAUCAGAUACAGAAAGAGACUAGUCAGAAUAUGCUUCGCUCUGCCACUCGUUGGUUAGAACAGGGAGAACGUAGCAACAAGUAUUUCUAUCGUUCGAUCAAGGUGCGAGAGUCUCAAACAGACAAUUCAAUCCUUAAAGUGCUCUACUACUGGGGAUAUCUUGGUGGAAGCAGCAGCUAUCAACAGGGAGGCACAAGGUUUUUAUCAAAAGGCUAUAUACCCCUGAUGCUGUCGAUGCUGAAGCUAUCGAUACUCUCCUGGGGAAUGUUCCAACUGAUUCCUGGUCUUGACGGUUUGCCUUUUGAAUUGUAUCAAUAUCUUGCUGGUGUUUCUACUGAUUUUCUUGACUUGCUUGUGGAUGUGUUGGGUGCAGCUUUUUCUGGUGUGUUUCCUCCUUCGUGGCAACAAACUCGUAUGGUCUUAUUGUUCAAGAAGGGUGACCCUCAGUUGUUGGUUAACUGGAGACCUUUGUCCUUAAUUAACAGUGAUGCCAAGUUAUUUACAAAGCUCAUUGCUAAUCGUAUGAACAAAGUGUUGCCAAAGUUAAUCAACCCUUAUCAAACUGGUUUUCUCCCUCAUCGUCUGAUCUCUGACAAUGGCUGGUUAAAUCAGUUGUUGAUGUCUCACUUGCGUGUUGUUGCUCCUGAUUUACCUCAAGUGGCUGUUUUGUUGGAUCAAGAGAAGGCGUAUGAUCGGGUUCAUCCUGAAUAUCUUUGUCGUGUGUUGCUCCGAUUUCAGUGUCUAUCAAUGGUUGGCUUGGUGCCUCCUGUACCUCAAUUGCGAGGUCUUCGUCAAGGUGAUCCUCUGUCUCCAUUGCUAUUCAAUCUGGCAUUUGAGCCUUUGCUUCGUUCUCUCCUUGCUUGUCCUGGUCUUUCUGGUGUUACUCUGUCUCCUGUUAAUAUCCCACGUAAAUGGAAGCCUUCACCGGUUGAAGUUCGUGUGGAUCAUGGUACUGGUUCCCGGAAUUGGACUUUGGACUUUGUCAGUGGCUCUGUUGCUCCUCCUCCUGUCAAGAUUCUAAGCUAUGCGGAUGAUCUUGAGGUGUUUUUGUCUUCGCCAGAAGAGUGUGUUGGUGUCGUUGUCUGUGUGUCACACUCUGCUUGGGUUGCUUUGGCUGAUUCUACUGGUCUCCAGUGGCAUGACGCUCACUCUCGUGGUGCAGUACGUUACUUGGGUUAUCCCUUGUAUCAUACUGAAAGUCAACUUCAAGACUAUCUUGAUGGUGUCUUGGUGAAGGUCCAGCGACACAGUAACUUGUUGAAACAAAGGAAUCUCUCCAUUAGGGGAGCAGGACUAGUGGCUAACUCGUUACUGUUGUCAAAGGUAUAUCAUUUGUUGCGUGUUGUUCCUGGUGGUGCUACUACUGCGUCGUGGUUGAAGUCUCUCACUACGGUGGUCCGUGAGUAUCUGGUGUCCUUUCGCCCUGGUGUUGCUUGGUCUACUUUUGUGUCUCCCCCGCAAGUUUGGUGGUGUUGGUCUCGUGGAUAUAGCAGAUCAAAGCUUAGCUUUGCAUCUUGUCUAUUUGCAACGUUUGUUGCGUCCACCCUCUCCCAGUGA
This is a messenger RNA of Mucor velutinosus, 2628 nucleotides long. Its product is annotated as TFIIE-A_C domain-containing protein. The coding region runs from base 1 to 2628 and encodes 875 amino acids. Gene Ontology annotation, molecular function: catalytic activity. The transcript is spliced from 4 exons. The record is from RefSeq and is a predicted model, not a curated record. NCBI's taxonomy places the organism in Eukaryota, Fungi, Mucoromycota, Mucoromycetes, Mucorales, Mucoraceae.